AUGCCAAUGUACCUUGUGAUUUUCCUAGCCUUCAGCCUUCAUGGUUUGCCAUAUACCAGCACCAGUCCCCCAGAUUAUAUUCCUGCUACAAUUGGAAUAAAUAACGUGAACCGAGAUUGGUUAAUUGAACGUUAUUUUCAUCUUGGGUUAAAUUAUAUUGAAAUUGUGAACUUCCUAUUAAGCUACCAUGGAAUCAGAAUUUCCUUAAGGCAACUCAAGAGAAUAAUAAAAGUUAUGGGCUUAAAACGAAGAAAAGAAAGUUCCUCACUUAAUGUUAUUGUUGAUGCAGUUGAAAGGGAGAUUUCAGGGAGUGGUAAUGCUUUAGGAUAUCGCCUUGUCCAUCAACGUUUGUGUAAUAAUCAUGGUCUUAUAGUGGAUUGCGAAACUGUUCGACAUAUUAUUAAAGGUCUUGAUCCUGAAGGGUAUGACAAGCUGAAGCCAUUUGGUUUCUGCAUACACGGUGCAAUCGAUGGAUACAGUAGGAAAAUUCUUUGGCUGGAGCGAAUAGAGGCAUGGUGGUUUUUUCUCCGGAAAGCAAACUCCCAUUCGUGGAUAUCUUUCUUUAAAGACUUGCGAGACACUGGACUUUACAAUGAUAGUGAUGUUAUUCAAGUGGAAUGCCUUAAAUAUUGCUUCAUGCCCAUAAUUCAAUUAGAGUUAGAUAAUGUUGUAAAAACUUGGAACCUUCACAGAAUACGGAAAACCAAAAACUCUGAAACUCCUCCUGGUAGACCUGAUGUGCUUUAUUUUUAUUACCUUCCUGAAGCUAACAAUACAAGAGAUUACAAAACAACAGUAACUGAUAAUGACAUUGAUUUGGCUGAUACAAUUUGUGGUGAAUGUCGUCCUCCAUUUGGCUGUAAACCAUCUUUCUUGGAACUUGCCACAAUGAUCAUGGCAGAUGAAAAGUUAUCUAUGCCCAAAAGUGUUGAGGAUGCAAGAUACCWAUAUUUGGCAAUAUUAGCUCAUAUUASAAAUAUCUGA
Messenger RNA from Exaiptasia diaphana, 984 nucleotides. RefSeq lists its product as uncharacterized. The coding region runs from base 1 to 984 and encodes 327 amino acids. The transcript has 3 exons. The record is from RefSeq and is a predicted model, not a curated record. Lineage: Eukaryota; Metazoa; Cnidaria; Anthozoa; Actiniaria; Aiptasiidae.